AGGGGGCGCCGUCCCGCCCCGCUCCGCCACAAGAUGGCGGCGGCCGCGGCUGCGCGCGCGCUGCGGGCCGUGCCCCGCGUACGCUCCGUCCCCCAGGCUGCCCGGCACCUCCACACCACCCCGGCCUGCCUCAAGACGCGGGCGGCGCGGGUGCGCGUGGGCAAAGGGGACAAGCCAGUGACCUACGAGCAGGCGCACGCCCCCCACUACAUCGCCCACCGCAAGGGCUGGCUGUCCCUGCACACCGGGAACCUGUGCGGGGAGGCGGGGGCGGCGGAGCGGGCGCUGGAAGACGCCUUCCUGCGCCGGUUCCUGCACGGCACCUUCCCGGGGCUGCUGGCCGACGCCGCCGUGCUCAAGCGCCGCGCCAACCUGCUGGUGGUCUGCGUCCUGCUGGCGCGGGGGCUGGCACCCGCCAAGCUCCACUUCCUGGGGGGCUACGCCGAGACCCUUCUCUCUCACUUCUACAAGUGCCCCGUGCGCCUGGAGCUGCAGACGGUGCCCGCCAAGGUGCCCUACAAGUACCUCUAAGUGCCCCACGGCGCCGCCCAGGCGCGGGGGGGGCGGAAAUAAAGUGGAGGCUGUGCCCA
Chroicocephalus ridibundus (black-headed gull) is the source of this 590-nucleotide messenger RNA. It is a transcript of the gene MRPS24, whose product is annotated as mitochondrial ribosomal protein S24. The transcript is spliced from 4 exons. Lineage: Eukaryota; Metazoa; Chordata; Aves; Charadriiformes; Laridae. Bases 34 to 531 code for a protein of 165 amino acids. The record is from RefSeq and is a predicted model, not a curated record. Gene Ontology annotation, cellular component: mitochondrion. Gene Ontology annotation, biological process: translation.